Messenger RNA from Nelumbo nucifera (sacred lotus), 1424 nucleotides. Its product is annotated as expansin-A11. The record is from RefSeq and is a predicted model, not a curated record. Lineage: Eukaryota; Viridiplantae; Streptophyta; Magnoliopsida; Proteales; Nelumbonaceae. Gene Ontology annotation, biological process: plant-type cell wall organization. Gene Ontology annotation, cellular component: extracellular region.
GAAUCAGGUUCAGAAAUAUCCAGAGUUGCAGAGAUAAUAUAUAUGGAGAUGCAGGUACAGGAACACAUUAAUUUAAUUUCUUACUUAAAAUAAUGCAAGUUUCUCCCUAGUUGCAGUGAUCACAUGUCAGGGCUGUUGCAUUGUGAGAGUAGGGAGGGACUGGUCUUUAUUUAUAGUGGAAGUCUAUACUCGUUCAGAGAAGCCAUUACUGUAAAUAUAUCCCCAGUUCCCCAAAACUCAUCUUUCCCCUCUCCUUGCAUUAUCUUCUUUUCUCUUCUUCCUUCUCCUUGUAUUGUCUUACUGAGCCAGAGCUGAAUGGAGUGGAGCAUCAUUUUCAUAUCCAUUAUCCUGCUUGGAUUGGGUCAUCAGUCCAACAUUCUUGUCGAGUCUUUUACGCCUUCUGGAUGGAUCAAAGGCCAUGCCACCUUCUAUGGUGGAAGCGACGCCUCUGGAACCAUGGGGGGAGCUUGUGGGUAUGGGAACUUGUAUGAAACAGGAUAUGGGACUCGAACAGCAGCUCUAAGCACUGCUCUGUUCAACGGUGGAGCCUCAUGUGGGCAGUGCUAUAAGAUCAUAUGUGACUACAAGACAGACCCCAGAUGGUGUUUGAAAGGGGUGUCUGUGACUGUUACAGCAACCAACUUUUGUCCUCCAAAUUUCGCUCUUCCAAAUGAUAAUGGUGGGUGGUGCAACACGCCGCUUCAGCACUUCGACAUGGCUCAACCUGCCUGGGAGAAGAUCGGCAUAUACAGAGGGGGCAUAAUUCCAGUUCUGUUCCAAAGGGUUCCAUGCAAGAAACAUGGAGGAGUAAGGUUCACCAUUAAUGGAAGAGACUACUUUGAACUCGUCCUCAUAACCAAUGUGGCAGGUGCUGGAUCGAUUCAGGCUGUGUCAAUCAAGGGUUCAAGCACGGGCUGGACGGCGAUGUCAAGGAACUGGGGUGCUCACUGGCAAUCCAACCACUACCUCAAUGGCCAAUCUCUCUCCUUCCAGGUUACCACUACUGAUGGAGAGACCCGUCUAUUUCAGGAUAUUGUCCCAGCAAAUUGGGCCUUCGGUCAGACCUUCUCUAGCCCUGUGCAGUUCUAAGUUCGUUAAUGUUUUAUGGGUUUAGGGUUUAAGGUUUAGUUUGGCAGAGGCGUGCUUGUUAUUUUGAUAAAGCAGCCCGCCAUCUCUCAUCUGUGUUCCACUGAAAAGAAGUGAGAACGAUGGCAAUCUUCCCUUCCCUAGUCCCUACCCUACCCAUGUAAACCCCAAAGAUGAACUCAUCUCUGUCUCUUCAACCAGGUAUUAAAAAGCUUGACACCCAGAACCAGAAGUGAUCUCUCUUCAACAAGAUUUUGUUUUCUUCUUUAAUUUAUGUGGAUGUAAUGUAAUAUCAUAUAACCGAAAGUAAUAAAGAGAAAUGGUGUUCACUGGAACUA